Messenger RNA from Pseudonaja textilis, 444 nucleotides. The record is from RefSeq and is a predicted model, not a curated record. Lineage: Eukaryota; Metazoa; Chordata; Lepidosauria; Squamata; Elapidae.
AUGGCCAUCAACGCGGAGGCGCCGCUGGAGAAGGCGCUGGCCGGCUCCCCGCCGCCGCCCUCGGCCGCCUUGGCCGCCGCCUCCUCCUCCUCUUCCUCCUCUUCCUCGAAGGAGACGGAGCAGCUGCUGCGGAGCGACCCCUCGACCCCCAAACCCUGCCCGGCCGAGGACGGGGAGGCGUCGGCGGAGGCGGCUGCCGCCGAGGGGGAGGCGGAGGCGUCGAUGGAGCCCAACGGCCACGGCUUACUCUCCCGGGCCGGCUCGGAGGGGCCGCUGGAAGCCACCUCGCUCUCCCCGUCGCGGCUCAGCCUGGCGCGCGCCUCGUCCACCGCCACCACCUCCAACCUGCCCCGCCGCUCGCCGGAUUACCUGCCUCUGGCCAUCCUCUCUUGCUUCUGCCCCAUCUGGCCGGUCAACAUCCUGGCCCUGGUCUUCUCCAUCAUG